AUGUCAUCAUCUCGCGGUCAUCGUAAUUCCUCGCCAUCCCCGUUCAACAUCAAUGCCCCUCCAUCCUCAUCCUCUUCUUCACCCCGCGGUCGGCCUUCUUCUCCAGCCAGAGGUAGACCGUCUUCCCCACGUCCUCCCCCAAGUUACGCCAGAGCUUCUCUCGACCGUUCACCCUCUCUCAAUCCUAUGGCAUUGGAUGAUAGACCGAGAGUACCUCCUCCUAUAUACCUCAGAUCGUCUAGUCCCGGGAGUAGUGCCAAGGGGAUUAUGAAAAUACAUGUUCCUGCGUGGGGGGUAGCAUUAGUCCGACCACCUCGUGCUUUAGACCUUCACCCACUGGAAGCAGGCUCAUCGACCCUCGAACCUCCAUGCGAAGAUACCGUCCUCUCAGGAUCACUGGAGGUGAUUAUGAAAGAGCCCCGGAGGGUCAAAGCUAUCUCGGUGGGUGUACAGAGUGUAUGUAGGCUACACAUGGGUGCCGGUAGGGGAUGGGAAGACGACGGGAUCUUUGAGAGAGGAGUGGAAGUCUUGGGACAAGGUGAAGGAGAUGAAGGUAUCUGGUUGGAGAAGGGAAGUCAAUCCUUCUCAUUCACGAUAAUAUUGCCUGCAACACUUGCAACAACAGAUUUCCACUCUUUCGGUCGAGUUUCAUAUAUCCUCACAGCGCGAGUGGAAGGUAUCCCAUCCAGCACCUCCUUCUCAUCAGUAUUUAAAGUAGCCGCCUCACCAGCUUUAGAUCCUAGUAUACCCAACAUAGGCGAUUUCGAGCGAGUCAUAGCUAGGUCCGACAAAUUAUCUUCUUCUUUGGGAGGUAGACUUUUACACAAUCAAAUACAGGGGUUGGGUUUGGAAGAUCCUUUAGAGGGGAACGAUGCGAUAGCUGUAGGCGAAGGAUCACCUUCAGUACAAGGCUUAUAUACUCGAAGACAAUCUUCGGAUGUCCCUCCCUUGAGCUUGUCGCCCGAUCCAUUAUCACCUAGAUCAAGAAGACAGAGUAUAUCUUCCGAUAUAACCGCUGGCAAAAGCGAAAAGGGGAAAGAUAAAGAUAACGAGACAGCGGGUUGGUUGAAAGGUGAUUUGACCGCUUCGAGAGCAUUGAUCAUUCAUGCGAAUCCCUCUAGAUCAGGUGGAGUAAAUACAUUGGAGAUAAGGAAAGAAGGUUUCGUGGAUGGGAUUGGGAUUUGGAGGUUUAGUGCCAAUGCUGAUGUGUUCUCAAUCUCAUCCGUCCUCCUAAUCUCGAUCAAACUCCCCUCUCCAUCACCCAUAACGACCGUCUUCCUCGUUCGACUCAUCCUUUCCCAAAGCUACAGUAUCGUCUCACCUCGAACACCUAAUCAAUCACCUCAUUCACCUGAAUCAUCCAAAUCGCAUGUCUUAUACCAGGUCGGCAGACCCCAUAAACCAGGAGAAAAGUAUCCUGGAAGAGAUGCAGAGGCUUUAUGGAGGGGUCAAGGUGUUCCUGGGAAAGGGAAAAGGGAUGGACAGGAAGGUUGGAAUGUUAGAGCGGUGGCGAGAUUACCUGGUCAUGACAAGAUCAGACCAACUACUAGUGAUGGUACCAUCACACCCAUCCGAGUGAAACAUGAGCUGAUACUUCAAGUGGUCUAUUCCCUCGAUGGACUAUGUGUGUUUGGUGAACCGAUAGAAGGUCCAGGUGAAUUGAGGAUGAUGUCUGUAAAGAUGCCUAUCGGUGUGCCUUCGUGCUGCUUAACAUUGAAUGCCUUGAAUCUACCUACAUAUGAGACUGCACAUUCACCACCUGUGGAAAAUAUCGAUACCGUCCUCUCAUCCCCACCCACGAAACAUCAGUGCAUGUGCGGAUCGACCUUUGCAGAGUUGGGUGAAGCAGCUAUGAGAAGAAUGCAGAAUAUAGAUCAGGAUGAGAUGGAUGAAAGGGUCGGGGAGAAUGCAGGUGGGGGCGGAAGUGGAACGAAGGAGAUGGAAGCGAGAAGAGAUAGUCCGAGUGGUGGAGGGCCGUCAGGGAGCCAAUAG
Messenger RNA from Kwoniella mangroviensis CBS 8507, 1992 nucleotides. RefSeq lists its product as uncharacterized. The transcript is spliced from 7 exons. Bases 1 to 1992 code for a protein of 663 amino acids. NCBI's taxonomy places the organism in Eukaryota, Fungi, Basidiomycota, Tremellomycetes, Tremellales, Cryptococcaceae. The record is from RefSeq and is a predicted model, not a curated record.